AUGGCAAGAGCCUACAUGAAGUGUUCCACUUUGCUGAUCUCGAUGCUUUUCGCUUGCAGCGACGGCGCCUGCACUACAUCUGUUUUCAAGCUGUGCUUUGCUGCCCGGCCUGCAAUGCAAGACGCUCUCCUGGAGUCAUGUGCAACUGUCAGCCUGAAGGUUGUCCCAAAAGCUGCCCAAACAAGCAUCUAUCAUCAGGUGCAAUGCAUGCCUUGCUCUCUUCAAGCAAUGCCAUCACAAGCCCUGCAGUCAAACAAUAAGCGUGCUGAUCACACAUGCAGUGAAAGCGGCCCAUCAUCUCAAUUGUACGCAACACUGCUGUGCAGCCCCGGGCAAAAUCAACUCCACCUCAAACCCGCAAUAACCUGCCUCUAUGUAUGCUGCAUCGGAAAUGUGCACAACCUCUCUGGCCUAAGAGCUAUUCAAACAUGA
Molecule: messenger RNA, 432 nt
Organism: Effrenium voratum
Lineage: Eukaryota; Dinophyceae; Suessiales; Symbiodiniaceae
Source: the annotation of a GenBank genome assembly